Juglans regia (Persian walnut) is the source of this 1976-nucleotide messenger RNA. Its product is annotated as BTB/POZ domain-containing protein At2g13690-like. Gene Ontology annotation, molecular function: protein binding. Bases 202 to 1815 code for a protein of 537 amino acids. Lineage: Eukaryota; Viridiplantae; Streptophyta; Magnoliopsida; Fagales; Juglandaceae. The transcript has 2 exons. The record is from RefSeq and is a predicted model, not a curated record.
GAAUGAAUUAAAAAGCAAAAUGAAAGGAAAAAAAGUGAUGGAUUGAGAUUCCUUCGCCAAAGAAUUAAGAGAUCAAACCAUCCGAAUUCCUCACGAUUUCCAAGAACAAUCAUCGACACUGACUUCGACAAUUGUAACACUUCACUCGCUCUCACGCUCUCUCUCACACACACACUACCUCUCUACGACUCCGGCCCGGAAAUGGACCAUUCCACCCGCCUGCACUCCCAGGCUCGCCGCCGAUCAUGGUGUUGCUCGUUCACGGUCCCCCCUUCUAGCCCCGAAAGUUUGUCUCUUUCUCGCUUCAAAUCGUUUCCCACCACCAAGUCCGAAACCCUCUCAAAACCCCCUUCCAACUCCGUCCCCAACUCGCCGCAGAGCUCCAAAUCUGGUCUGGGCAUCGUGGGGCGGACCCGGAUCGACGCCCGCCGAAUCUUGUCCCCUGGCCGAGUCUCCCCCAUUGACACCGAUUCCACCGUUCCAGAAGAAAUCCCCGCCGUCGAUUCCUCUGCAACUCUUUCCAAAUCGCAAAGCUUCCGGGCCGCACCGGCGUGCUCUUCCUCUAGCUCCCGAAGCGCCGAUAAUGACGGUGUAUUUGACGUGAGGUUGAACUUGAGAGGGAAGAGCGGUGCGUGUUUGGUCUUGGAGCUUAACUCGGAGGUUCUGAGCGCGAGUUCGGAUGUAUUCUCGGGUUUGAUCAGUGAAUAUAAGAGAAAGUCAAACAGCUCGUCUUCGGGGCGGAAGAUGUGUAGGAUCGAGGUCCCGGAUGUUGAGAACCUAGGGGCGUUUAGGCAGACCAUCGAGCUGAUGUUCGAGGACGAUAUUCCAAAGCGGCUCUUGAAGAUCGGUGCGUAUAGGUGCAUCGACAUACUUGAGGUAUCAGCAGGUAUCAUGUUCACCAAGGGAGUUUUGUCCUGUUUAGAGUACAUCGAGGCUGUUCCUUGGACUGAGGAGGAAGAGGAGAAACUGAGGAUCCUAUUUACAAGAUUUAAGUUUGAUGGUGCAACAACUAGAGAUAUUUUAGCCAGACUGUACUCUCGUGACUCGGUAGAUUCCCAACAACAUUUAGCCAGACAGCUUGUUUUGUCUAUCACCAGUUGUACCGAGGCCAAUGCUAGGAAUGAGCUAAAGUCAUUAGUCAAGGGUCUCCUUUGUAAAAGUUCAGUCUAUGAGAAGGACCAAUCUGACCUCAAUAAGGAAGAUCUUUACAUUGCUUGCCAGUCAUGCCUGAGUUCACUCGUUAGCUUGUUUGAGGAAGCCUCUAGCACAAUUCCUCAUGAGAGAUUGACAAAGAAGGAAAAGGAUAGGCCCUUGAUCGAACGGAUCUCAAGACAAGUUGAUAACAUCAAUUGGUUGCUAGAAAUCCUGCUUGAUGGGCAAAUGGCUGAGGAGCUUGUGGAUAUGUGGGCAGAUCAGGGAGAACUGCUUGGAAUGCAUGAGAAUACAUCUCCAAUGGUCAGGUACGAGCUCAGCAGGGUUACAGCCCUUCUCUUCAUUGCAAUGGGGACCAGAAAACUGCACUGCCGUUCAGAAUCAAGAUCAGGGCUUCUCCUGGCAUGGUUCAGCCCAAUGCUGUUGGACUUUGGUUGGCUGCAGAGAUGCCGGAAAGGGCUCGACAUGAAGGCAUUGGAGGAAGCAAUGGGUCAGAUACUCCUUACUCUUCCUUUGAAGCAGCAGUAUGCACUGUUUAUGGAAUGGUUUCAGUGUUUCUCCAAGCAGGGCACUGAAUGUCCUAAUCUAAGCAAAGCCUUCCAGAUUUGGUGGCGCCGCUCAUUCCUAAGAGGCUCGGAAACUUGUGCAAUUGAAUCCAGGUAACAUGUAACCCCUCUUUUUCACUCGUGUGGUAUUUUGCAUUAGUGUAGGUGAAGAAGAAAAACGCUGGGAGUCAAUAAUAUGUAGAUCAACUGUGUAGAUUUUUUGUUAACGGCUGUUAAGUGCAUAAAUUGGCAUCAUUAUUUCUAUGAGAUUAUCCUCUA